GUGCUUUAUGAUUUAUUGAAGUGUUUUCCUAUUUGCCUUUGUGUUUUCCUAUUUGUUGUCGUGUUUUCCUAUUUGCUUUCGUGAUUUGCACUUCGGGGCCACCGUACAUCAUACUCCGUGUUGUUUUCACUCCAUCCCAGCAGAUGGCAGUAUUAACCUACAGAGGACAAACACAGGGACACUUCCGUCAACACACAGGACACCUUCAGCCAGCACGUCUCGUUUUAUAUCAACAAACUGGAAACCAUGUAACAUCUCUAAUUCUUCUACUGUUUAUGUGUCUAAUGCAAGUCGCUCAGUCGUUUGGGAUUACCGCCAGUCAGACAAUAAUGACCUGCAUGACACCAACGUUUUCUAGAAGAAAAGUCGGACGGCUGCUCGGUGCAGCUUUCACCUCCUGCAGGUGUUUCCACACUGAACUAUGAGCCUUUCCACCCUGCAGGUAGGACAGGAGUCCAGCGCCCUUCCGGUCGUUCAUCACAGCAGCUAUGCGUGCGAGCUCCCAGCCAACCACAGGUUCCCUAUGGCCAAGUUCCCCCGGCUUCUCCACUUUCUGAUCAAGGAUCAGGUCAUUACAGAGAAACAGGUGUGGGUCCCCGAAAUUGCCUCCGAAGCUUUACUCAGCUGUGUGCACACUGAAGAAUACUUAAACAACUUGAUGAAUGGGACGACAAAUGAGCAAGAACAAAGGAGGACAGGUUUCCCCUGGAGUGAAGGCAUAGUGACACGCUGUCGAUAUGAAACAGGUGGGACUGUUUUAGCUGCUGAAGUAGCUCUGCAGAGGGGUCUGGCCUGCAGCACAGCAGGAGGAACACAUCAUGCCUUUCCAAGCUACGGCUCAGGCUUUUGUCUCCUCAAUGACUUAGCAGUUGCCGCCAAAUACCUGAUGGGCAUCUCCUCGCCCAAAAGGAAGGUUCUGAUUGUGGAUCUAGAUGUACAUCAGGGUGACGGCACGGCUUUCAUUUUCAAAGAGGAGCCGUGUGUGUUUACAUUCUCGGUGCAUUGUGGGAAAAACUUCCCCCUCCGUAAACAACAAAGUGACCUAGAUAUCAGCGUGGAGGAUGGCAUGGAAGACAAGGAGUACCUCACCACAGUGGAGGCCCACCUCCCCUGGCUGCUGGAGACCUUUGGUCCAGACCUGGUUCUGUACGACGCAGGCGUCGACCCUCAUGGGGAAGAUGAACUCGGGCGGCUGCGUCUGACUGACCAAGGGCUGUAUCAGAGAGAUCUGUACGUGAUGAAGACUGUGGUGAGCAGAGGGGUUCCUGUCGCUGCCGUUAUCGGAGGAGGAUACUCGAGAGACAUCGACAAACUGGCCCUCAGACACUCCAUCCUCCACAGAGCAGCAACUCAGGUUUGGAGGGAGUGUGGGAUGUAAAAUCUUCAUGCCCUGAAUCAAGAGGACCCUCAGAGACUUGAUCUUUGGUAGCCAGUAUUAAUAUUUGUGACUAUUUCUUUUUUGGUAAUGCUCUCUUAAUCAGGAGAGAUUUCAUUAAGGGAAAAGUGUAAUUAACAUGGUGCAUGAUAGGUUGAUAUGUUAGUUUUUGGUGAUUAGACUCCAUCGCAGUGCUCCAUUUAUAAGGGCUAAAGAGGCCGUGGGUAUACAGGAAUAUCCCCCCCGAUUAGGGUUGCACAAUAUUGACAAAAUGUGAUGUUGCGAUAUCGAUAUUAAUUUCGAU
Molecule: messenger RNA, 1679 nt
Organism: Perca flavescens (yellow perch)
Lineage: Eukaryota; Metazoa; Chordata; Actinopteri; Perciformes; Percidae
Gene: hdac12
Product: histone deacetylase 12
Exons: 8
Coding region: 422-1378 (318 amino acids)
Biological process (GO): epigenetic regulation of gene expression
Molecular function (GO): histone deacetylase activity
Source: RefSeq, a predicted model, not a curated record